Molecule: messenger RNA, 346 nt
Organism: Trypanosoma cruzi
Lineage: Eukaryota; Euglenozoa; Kinetoplastea; Trypanosomatida; Trypanosomatidae
Product: phosphoglycerate kinase, putative
Exons: 1
Biological process (GO): glycolytic process
Molecular function (GO): phosphoglycerate kinase activity
Source: RefSeq, a predicted model, not a curated record
AUGUCCGUUGCAGUUUUGGGGUCGAAGCGUGCCGUGUACGACAUCUGGCCGCUCAAAAACAAGAAGUUUUUUGUCCUGGUGGAUCCGCAGAACAUUUUGGGGGAAACCACCGACUCCAACGCCACACUCAACACCAUCGAAUACCUUUUAAAGAAGCAGGGAGCAGUGGUGGUGGGCGCGUCGUUCGGACCCUUAUGCGGUAUUCCACUAAAUUUGCCACGGCAACAACGCGAGGAUGCGAUUGUGGCCUUCCGUCGAGAAGGAGGCAGGGGAUUUAGUAACUUUUUUUCCUCGAUCUCUUCCCGUAUGAAGAUGGAGGUGUUGAAGGGCGUGCCAGGGUUGGUGC